AGUUUAGUUCCAGCUGCUUUUGAUUCAGAUUCCAGACCAGAUGAUUUUGUAUUCAAGUUCCAGAUUUGUUGCUUGUCUGUCGUCUGUAAUUUAUUAAACUUCAAACAUCUUCAAUUCUGUUUAAAAAGUAUUCCUGAUUUUAUGUAAUGGAUAGAAUCAAAUUACUGGAGGAAAAUCUUAGAGAAGCUGCUUGUAUUGGUGAUAUCGACACUGUUGAAGAAUUGCUUUCUAAAGGAAUCGAACCAAAUGCAAAGCAUGACAUCAAUGGAUGGACUGCUCUACACUGGGCUGCCAAAAGAGGACAUAAAGACAUAGUGGCUCUACUUUUGGAACAUGGCGCUGACAUGGAUAUCCUUACUGAAAAAGGAGAGUGUCCUCUUUCUCUUGCUACUCGUCCUGAGGUCCGUCAACUGUUGGGUGCCGAUCAGUCUUCAAUGACCGUUUCGCAACAAGAAGCCAGUAGCUCCAGUCUGCCAAUCACGCCGAGCUAUUUGAAAAACCCGCCGCUGCUUUCAAAAACAAAUGGCCGCCGUCGACAUCAUGGCGGCAGCGCGCCGGUUGCCAUGGAAACGGCGGCGCAGAACCAGAUCACGCAUGCGCAGCAUUCGGCGGUUGCCAAUGGAUCUAGUGACGAACUGGUACUGAAGGUGCGGGUGGCCAACAGUGGUGACCCAGACUUCAUGGAGGUGGAACUCCCACAGAACGAGCUCACCUACUACACACUGCUCAGGGUCUGCUGUGAGGAACUCGGCAUUACCACGUCACAGGUGAUCCGUAUCCGUAAACUGCCAGACACAAUGAUCAGGAAGGACAAAGACGUGCAGCGAUUGGCCAAUUUCCAGGAGAUCGAAUUGGUGGUAGCAGGUCAGCACGGAUUGGCCAAGGCGGGACCCAAUGGCAUCAUUUUCCCCUCAGGACCCACGGCCAACGGCUAUCAGUCCAUUCAUCUCUACAAGAAUCAGACCAUUUUGUACUAGGCAUGGUUAGUUUUGUAAUGAGAAUGGUUCAUUUUGUACUGAAAAUGGUUACUUUGUACUAAAAUGACGUUGGAUAUGAGUUUUUGAAGGUUUUGAUACGUGUGUCAAGGCGUGAGAUACGCGUGUCAAAAUUGAGGAUACGUGUAUUAAGGCGUGAGAUACUUAUGUCAAAAUUGAGGAUACGUGUAUCAAAAUAUAGGAUACUUGUGUCAAAAUUGAGGAUACGUGUAUCAAGUCGUGAGAUACGUGUGUAUCUCACACGUUUUCCUCAAUUAUUGCAAAAUUGAGGAUACGUGUAUCAAAAUAUAGGAUACUUGUGUAAAAAUUGAGGAUACGUGUAUCAAAAUAUAGGAUACGUGUGUCAAAAUUGAGGAUAUGUGUAUCAAAUCGUGAGAUACGUGUAUCAAGUCGUGAGAUACGUGUGUCAAAAUUGAGGAUACGUGUAUCAAAAUAUAGGAUACUUGUGUCAAAAUUGAGGAUACGUGUAUCAAAUCGUGAGAUACGUGUAUCAAGUCGUGAGAUACGUGUGUCAAAAUUGAGGAUACGUGUAUCAGCUUGUGAUAAGUCUGUCAGAUUUGAUGAUAUCAUUGUUUAUUCUAACCUGUAUACAGACCAUAGAGAGAAGAUAGCAUAAAAAGAGAUCCCAUGAUAUAGGUAGUUCAUGUUCCAAUUUUCAAGCCGAUUACUGUCGACUAAUAAUAGACUAUUAUUACUGUGUUGUUGGGGUGAGAGUGUGAGAACGGCACAGUAUGAGAGACUAUCAGCGUCACAUAGCUUCACACAAAAGAACUACUAGGACUAUAAGCUUGACACAACAUUGAAAGUUGGAACAUAAACGCCCUAUACAGAGUGUUCUGAAAACAAAUUCUAUUUAACAUAGGUCCGAAAAUGCUUGUUUACCAAGUUAUACAGGGUGGAAGAUUUCGUUUAAAUGUCUGUGCCCCUGCUGUACAUUCCAGUAUCUGAAUGUUAUCAAUGGAAAUGGUUAUAAUUCUUUAAUUAACAUUCCGACUAGAAAGGUGGAUAAUAGUCAGUCUUUAAUUGAUCAUAUAUUCUUCAGGAAAUUCUACACAUUCUAUCGAACCAAAAAUAGCUAAUGUCUUUAAAUUAAAUAUCACUGAUCACUUUGCUACCACUCUUCAUAUAAAUCUAAACAGUGAAUUGCCUCACACUCCUGUCACACAGACAAAUAUAAUUACUAUGAUUGAUUUUAAUAAACUUGAAUCAUACCUACUGCACGAAAAAUGGGAAUUUCUGAACAAUGAUGAUUCUGUUGAUUCUAUGGUUGAGAGGUUUGUUAAUACGCUUACAAAUUAUUUACAUAUUUCUAAAUAUGAAAAAAAUUAAACAUAAGAAAAAUCCACUGAAACUAUGGAUUACGCUGGGCUUGAUAGAGUAGAGAAAGCCCUACGUGUAUUUGUUGGCUGUUAAUUAAGAUGUACAAUUUAGUGAACUAUAUGUAAAAUGAACUAAAAAAUAGGAUAAAACCGUUUCCAGACCUGUAGCUACAGUAAUUUUAAAGAUAUGUGACGAAGUAUGCGAAACUUGGUCCCGAUAAACAAGUUCCUUUAAGUUUGAAGCAGAUUUACUAUGUUAAACGUACAAUAAACACAAUAUGUUUUUACAGGACUUGUAGACAAUUUAAUUUCGAAGAGAAAGAUUUAGAAUACAUCUAUAAUAGACAAACGCAACCUUGAAAUAUAAUCAUUAAUUACAUACAAAACGCAUGAAAAAUAGAGAGCUUAACAGAUUUUGACUA
Molecule: messenger RNA, 2736 nt
Organism: Nilaparvata lugens (brown planthopper)
Lineage: Eukaryota; Metazoa; Arthropoda; Insecta; Hemiptera; Delphacidae
Product: ankyrin repeat domain-containing protein 40-like
Exons: 5
Coding region: 147-977 (276 amino acids)
Molecular function (GO): protein binding
Source: RefSeq, a predicted model, not a curated record